GCAAGAUGGGAAACAAAUUGCUGCACCAAAAAUGGCGCAUGAAACAGCAAAAUUUUGCCGCAAUACCGUGUUCAAAAAUCACACCAUUUUAGCAUUUUGCUGAGUUGGUUGGAGAUGGCCACGCCGCUUCUCUCUCAGUCUCUCUCUCGCUCGCUCGCCUUCUUUUCCACCUGCCCACACUAUCUCCGUAAAUCAUUUCGUACAGAAUACACACAUAGCCUUGAGGGGCCUUCGGCGUCGCAGAAGAAAAAAAGAAAGAAUAAAGGGAAAAGAAGAUUCAUUUGCAGUGGAACAGAAAGAAAGGUCUAAUUUUUUGCGGCGUGUAUAGGUUUACUAAUGGCGGGUGGGUAUAGAGCGGAUGAUGACUACGAUUACUCGUACAAGGUGAUGUUAAUAGGGGACUGUGGUGUGGGAAAAUCGAAUCUGCUUUCUCGAUUUACCCGGAAUAAGUUCAGCUUCGAGCCAAAGUCAACCCUUGGCGUCGAGUUCGCCACUCGCACGCUUCGUGUCGACGACAAAGGAGUCAAGGCUCAGAUUUGGGAUACCUCCGGCCAAGAAAGAUACCGAUUCAUCACAAGUGCAUACUGCCGAGGAGCUACUGGUGCAUUGCUUGUAUAUGAUGUUACCCGCCAUGUUACAUUUGAAAAUGUAGAGAGGUGGUUAAAAGAGCUACGGGAUCACACAGAUCAAAAUAUUGUCAUAAUGCUGGUGGGAAACAAGGCAGACUUACGUCACUUACGUGUUGUUUCUACCGAGGAUGCAAAGGCCUUUGCUGAGAAGGAGGGCAUCUACUUUAUGGAGACAUCAACUCUCGAGCCAUUGAAUGUUGAGAACGCCUUUAUGGAACUACUCACCCAGAUACACCAUGUUGCCCAUCGAAAAGUGCUUGAGGUAGGGGAUGAAGACUACGAUUACUUGUUCAAGAUGGUGUUGAUAGGGGACUCUGGUGUGGGGAAAUCGAACCUGCUUUCUCGAUUUACCCGAAAUGAGUUCAGCUUCGAGCCAAAGUCAACCCUUGGCGUCGAGUUCGCCACUCGUACGCUUCGUGUUGACGACAAAGGAGUCAAGGCUCAGAUUUGGGAUACCUCCGGCCAAGAAAGAUACCGAGCCAUCACAAGUGCAUACUACCUAGGAGCUAUUGGUGCAUUGCUUGUAUAUGAUGUUACCCGCCAUGUUACAUUUGAAAAUGUAGAGAGGUGGUUAAAAGAGCUACGGGAUCACACAGAUCAAAAUAUUGUCAUAAUGCUGGUGGGAAACAAGGCAGACUUACGUCACUUACGUGCUGUUUCUACCGAGGAUGCAAAGGCCUUUGCUGAGAAGGAGGGCACCUACUUUAUGGAGACAUCAACUCUCGAGUCAUUGAAUGUUGAGAAUGCCUUUACGGAACUACUCACCCAGAUAUGUCAUGUUCCCUGUCGAAAAGUGCUUGAGGUAGGGGAUGAUGACUACAAUUACUUGUUCAAGGUGAUGUUGAUAGGGGACUCUAGUGUGGGAAAAUCGAAUCUGCUUUCUCGAUUUACCCGGAAUGAGUUCACCUUCGAGCCAAAGUCAACUAUUGGGGUCGAGUUCGCCACUCGCACACUCCGUGUUGAUGACAAAGGAAUCAAGGCUCAGAUUUGGGAUACCACCGGCAAAGAAAGAUACCGAAGCCUCACAAAUGCAUACUGUGAAGGAGCUGUUGGUGCAUUGGUUGUAUAUGAUGUUACCAGCCAUGUGACAUUUAAAAAUGUAGAGAGGUGGUUAAAAGAGCUACGGGAUCACACAGAUCAAAAUGUGGUCGUAAUGCUGGUGGGAAACAAGGCAGACUUACAUCACUCGCGUGCUGUUUCUACCGAGGAUGCAAAGGCCUUUGCUAAGAAGGAGGGCACCUUCUUUAUGGAGACAUCAGCUCUCCAGUCAUUGAAUGUUGAGAUCGCCUUUACGCAAGUACUCACGCAGAUACAUCAUCAUCUAUCGGCCAUGCCAAAGGGGGAAACCAUAAACGUUGGAGGGAAGGAUGGUGUCAUCGCCUUCUGCCCUUCUCAAAUUUAGCCUCAACUAACUGCAUAGUCUCUUAUCCUUCCUUUUUUCUGAUCUGGCGUGCUCAUGUUUUGCUCUGAGCAUAGCGUUUCAUUUGUUCGCUGCUCGUUUUUCCCCAAACCCAGUGAACUGUGUUGAAUUUUUUUUAUAUAGCCAGUUCUUCAAACCUGGGUGGCAAAUGAACAUUGUAUUUUCUUUGUUCCCCUAUGAUUGAUUAUUACAAGUUA
Messenger RNA from Ipomoea nil (Japanese morning glory), 2246 nucleotides. RefSeq lists its product as uncharacterized. Gene Ontology annotation, molecular function: GTPase activity; GTP binding. Gene Ontology annotation, cellular component: endosome. Bases 337 to 2031 code for a protein of 564 amino acids. The record is from RefSeq and is a predicted model, not a curated record. The transcript has 4 exons. NCBI's taxonomy places the organism in Eukaryota, Viridiplantae, Streptophyta, Magnoliopsida, Solanales, Convolvulaceae.